CAGAGAGCAGUUUUUCACACUCCACCUGUCCCGGGCUGAGCCACCGCUGCUCCCCAGCGGGGUCUGUGAGGGGAGGGACCUGCACUAACCCCCUCUAUGCCCAACCAGGGCAGGACUUUCUCCGGUGGCUGGACCCAGCUCCUGGGGCAGCCCCGGGCUCUGCCGACACCAGCCCCUGAGCCGGAGCCUGCAGGCGGCAGAAUCACAUCCAUAUUUUGCACCAGAUCAUCUGACUGUCUCUGGAGACGGGGAAAGGAAAUGGCUGCAGUAGAGCUGGUGAGCUUCGAGGAGGUGGCUGUGUAUUUCGCUGAGGGGGAAUGGGCCCUUCUGGACUCAGGUCAGAGAUCCCUGAACAGGGACGUCAUGUGGGAGAAUUAUGAGACUGUGGCCUUGCUGGAAUUUGAUAGUCAUAGAAUCGUAGGACUGGAAGGGACCUCGAGCAGUCAUCUAGUCCAGUCCCCUGCCCAUUCUUAAAAAUCUCGAAUGAUGAAAAUUCCGUAACCUUCCUAGGCAAUUUAUUCUAGUGCUUAACUACCCUGACCAUUAGGAAGUUUUUUCCUAAUGUCCAACCUA
This is a messenger RNA of Terrapene triunguis (Three-toed box turtle), 573 nucleotides long. RefSeq names its product zinc finger protein 74-like. The record is from RefSeq and is a predicted model, not a curated record. Gene Ontology annotation, biological process: regulation of DNA-templated transcription. The transcript is spliced from 3 exons. The coding region runs from base 97 to 474 and encodes 125 amino acids. NCBI's taxonomy places the organism in Eukaryota, Metazoa, Chordata, Testudines, Emydidae.